Vigna umbellata (rice bean) is the source of this 1981-nucleotide messenger RNA. Its product is annotated as protein NUCLEAR FUSION DEFECTIVE 4-like. The record is from RefSeq and is a predicted model, not a curated record. Lineage: Eukaryota; Viridiplantae; Streptophyta; Magnoliopsida; Fabales; Fabaceae. Gene Ontology annotation, cellular component: membrane.
UGUAAUGAUAAUAGAAAAAAGAAAGAAGACAGAGACCAGCACCAACCAUUCUCCCUAAAAGCAGCAAAGCCACAUCACCAAACUGAAUCGGAAAAGAAGAUGGAAAGAAAAGCUUAUUCUCCUGUUUUUUUCAUGGUGGUGGUUGAGAGAAGAGGAUGAAGCAGAAGAAGAAAUUGCAGAAAGUAAUAAAAGAUCAGUUUUUGAAUUGCAGCGAUUGAUGAAUGGUAAAUAUACGAUGGUGGGGGAAUCAAGAAAAUGGGUGGUUCUUGGUGCAUCAAUAUGGGUGCAGGCAUUCACCGGAACAAACUUUGAUUUCUCAUCGUACUCUUCAGAUUUGAAAUCUGUGCUUGAGAUAACUCAGCUUCAGCUGAACUAUCUCUCUGUGGCCUCAGACAUGGGAAAAGCCUUUGGGUGGUGCUCUGGUCUCUCACUUCUCCAUUUUCCUUUCUGGGUUGUUCUCUUCAUCGCUGCUUUCAUGGGACUCUUUGGCUAUGGCUUUCAAUGGCUUCUCAUUCAUCGCUUCAUCACUUUGCCUUAUUCUCUUGUUUUCUUUCUCUGUCUGAUUGCUGGCUGCAGCAUCUCCUGGUUCAACACCAUCUGCUACGUCCUAUGCAUCAGACAUUUUCCUACAAACCGUUCACUUGCAUUAUCCUUGAGUGUUAGUUUCAAUGGUGUGAGUGCAGCUUUGUACACUCUCAUUGCCAAUGCAAUCAACUCAAACGAUGACACUCUCUACCUAUUACUCAAUGCAAUACUUCCAGUCCUGAUAUCUCUUCUAGUACUCCUCCCAAUUCUCCAUCAACCAAAGCCUCAACCACAUUCUAUUGACACCAUUAAGCAUGAUUCAUCAAUCUUCCUCUGCCUCAACAUCCUUGCCCUUGUAACAGGCCUCUACCUCAUCUUCCUAUAUUCCUUCUCUUACACACUUGCCACUGCUCGUGUAAUCCUUGUAGGUGCCAUUUUACUCCUUGUGCUGCUCAUUUUUGUUCCUUCUCUUAUCUAUUCUAUGAAAUCGUCUAGCUUUUCUCUCCCCACAAGUUUUUCCUUCUUCUACUCAAUACUCACUCGCGAUGACCCAGAUGAUAAAGAGCUUUACCAAGAGCUCAUUACCAUCGAAGACAGCGCGGAGAGUAAAAGUGCACAAAGCACAAGAGAGAAGAAAAGUCUCUUGGAGAGAGAGCAGCUUACUAUGUUGGGGGAAGAGCAUUCAAUUAAGUUGCUAGUGCGUAGAUGGGACUUCUGGUUGUACUACAUAGCAUAUUUCUGUGGAGGAACAAUUGGUUUGGCUUACAGCAACAACUUGGGGCAAAUUUCCCAAUCACUAGGACACUAUUCUCACAUUUCUUCUCUUGUCACACUCUACUCCACAUGUUCCUUCUUUGGUCGCCUUCUUGCCGCCGCACCUGACUUCUUAAACAGGAGAAUGCACUUUGCAAGAACAGGGUGGUUUGCAGCAGCCUUGGUGCCAACACCAAUUGCAUUCAUUUUGUUGGCCAUAUCUGGUAGUGGAGCAGCAUUGCACAUAGGCACAGCCUUGAUAGGGUUGAGUUCAGGCUUUGUGUUUUCUGCAGCAGUGUCUAUUACCUCAGAGCUAUUUGGUCCAAACAACGUUGGAGUGAACCACAACAUCCUCAUCACCAACAUUCCUUUAGGUUCAUGUCUCUAUGGCCUUCUUGCAGCUUUGGUUUAUGAUUCCAAUGCAAUUAACUCAACCCAUGAAAUUUGGCUGCAAGAAAUGUCCAUGUGCAUCGGGAGAAACUGCUACCUGCAAACAUUCAUUUGGUGGAGUUGCAUUUCAAUGGUGGGCUUGGUUUCAAGUUUCUUCUUCUUCUUAAGGACUAAACAAGCUUAUGACAAUUUUGAAAAGUAUGAUAACAGCAACAACAUAGCUACAUGAUAAGAAAAACUCUUAUGUGUAAAGGAGAUUGUAUCAUUAUCUUUCAAGUGUUCAUCAAUUAUAAAUACAAAGCAAUGUCAGAGA